AUGUCCAAAAUUGUAUUGUGUCACACGUGCUCACAUUCGACAGAGGCCGAGCCAGAUCCCGAGCAAGUGAGCUGGUUAGAGGAAUUCUUGCCGGUCAACUACAAACAUCAUAUUUGUAGUGUAAAGGAAGGAGUGGAUGGAGUAAACAUCACAUUGAGGUUGGCUGUUUCGACCGAAGAAGGUGCUAAAAAAUGGCUGGAAUCCAUGCAGAAGUCGUCUUUGGCAACUUUUCGAGUGGAAAGAACUCAUCCUUCUUCUGGUGAAAAGGUGUUGUAUAAGACUGAAUUUCGCUGCCAACAUAAUACCAAACCAAGAACAGCAACAGCUAAUCAACGCAGGGGGUCAAAGAACACAUCUUGCCCAGCAGGCCUGAGUAUUAUUGUGAAAGUCAGCACCUUUGAAAGGUCGGAUGGGAGAGUAAGGAAGAGCAGGUCAUCUGAUCCUCAUUUGCCUGAUCAUCCGAUGGUUGUGAAAUUCAAGUCCACACAUAACCACUUACUGAGGUCUGCAGAUGCUUUGAAGCAUAGGGAUGUGAGUGAAGACGUCAAGGAAAAGUUCCUGGAUUUGUUUAGUAAGGGCUACACUCCUUCAAAGGCACUGGCACUGCACAAAUACGAUCUUCAACUCCAGCACAAUGACAACUACGUUUUCGUCAGUGCUGAUAGAGCCAUCACACCUGAUUUGCAUUAUACUUACAGGUUAUACUACCAGACAUUCAAAAAGGAGUAUGGUGAAGCCAAGGGAGAAUUCGUCCUGAAAGAGUUGGAAAGGAGAAUCAAGGAUGGUUCGCUCGGGGAUGGUGUAAAAUUAUCAAAAUCAAGUGCUGAGGAGAAUGGAAGUGACCCAAAACUCAAUGAGCUACACAAGGCAUUUCUUGCUUUACAGCAAAGCUACAUAGGAGACAAAGAAUUCCUUGGAGGACCAGUACAGAAAUUCACCAAGAAACUUCUGGAACUAAAUUCUGGAACGAAUACUGCGCUAGCUUCCGCGCUUCACUGCUUUGGCCGUUACUCUGGGGUGGCAGGUGCUCUGGGCAAGAAAAGAAAAUCUCUUGUCAGUAUGAAGAAGAUAGGUGUCCAGCCAAUGGCAUUGGCAAGGAGAAAGAUGGUUGCCGGUGGCAGGCACCGCAUUGGCGCUGGAAGACCAUCUAAGGAUUGUUUCACUAGGCGGAAAGAAACUGUGCCAUUUAGUUCCCAGCAUAUGCCUACAUGUAGACACUCUGAAGAAGAUCAAGAAAGCCCUAGCAAAACUGUCCAGAGUGAGAAUCCAGAUGACGACAUUGCUGAUGACGACAAUGCUAAAUGUGAUGAGGAUAUUACUGAUAGUACUGAAUGUGAGAAUGAACAGAAGACUUGUGGUGAUUUAGGAGAAAAUAAAGAGAGCGGAACCUUGGAGAAAGCACAAGACGUCAUGGUGGUCAGUGGUCUCAUGAUCAUAGAAGUGGCCAUAACAAGGAUGAAAGGCACCACAGAGAUGAUGGCAAUUACAGAGAAAAUCACCAUCACUCAAGACACACCUACCCUCAACGAGAGGAGAGGCAAGAUUACCACAGACACUCUCAAAGGGGUUAUGGGAAUCAUAGACGAAGAGAGCACGGUUUUCGAAGGAGAAGGGAUGAUGACGAUUGGGGGCGAGGUGUGA
Lytechinus pictus (painted urchin) is the source of this 1641-nucleotide messenger RNA. RefSeq lists its product as uncharacterized. Bases 1 to 1641 code for a protein of 546 amino acids. Lineage: Eukaryota; Metazoa; Echinodermata; Echinoidea; Temnopleuroida; Toxopneustidae. The record is from RefSeq and is a predicted model, not a curated record. The transcript is spliced from 8 exons.